This is a messenger RNA of Acaromyces ingoldii, 1284 nucleotides long. RefSeq lists its product as hypothetical. The record is from RefSeq and is a predicted model, not a curated record. The coding region runs from base 1 to 1284 and encodes 427 amino acids. The transcript has 2 exons. NCBI's taxonomy places the organism in Eukaryota, Fungi, Basidiomycota, Exobasidiomycetes, Exobasidiales, Cryptobasidiaceae.
AUGAGAUACUCGUCGACACUCCUUCUUGCCUUGCAUUUGGCCGCUGUUGCUCAAUCGACUCCUGUGUCUUCAGACACAUCCGGCAACAUCGCCUUGGCGAACCGUAGUCCAAGCGCCGCUGCUUUGGAUUUACAGUCCCUCCAUUACCAUAAGAGAACCCUCUUCGGCUUUCUACGUGGCACUUCCAAGCGCGACAAAGAGCGCAGGCGCAAGGGCAAGGACGCCGGAGAGUCGUCUACCAGGCCGCUCCUCGCCGACAAAGACAAGGCUGUUGACUCCAGUGAAGGCGGAUCUUCUCUUACCGCUGAUGAAAGAGAAAAGUGGACACAACGUCCAGGCGAACGUGCUCUCCACUUCUGGCAACGUUUAACAGAGCAGGCAGAGGAGUACAAAGCAGCUGGCAAGCUUGACGAGAUGGGUAAAAACCGUAUAUAUGGUCUAGGCAAGGCGAUUUUCGAAAAUGAUACUCAGAGAGCUCAGGAUCCAUAUGACUUACAUGCGGCCAUCCUCAAGGUCAUUGAUGGAACGUGGGGACCAGAAGAAACCCUGAAAUUUGGAGUGAUUAAACUCUUGAAGAGAUCCGCAAACAACGAAAGCAGCAACAUGCGGGCUUUGAAAAGGCCGCUUCUUCAUGAUCCAAACGGCUGGAUUCGCAACGUGGACAGCAUCGACGACUACUGGAAGCCUAGGGAGAGUGAAACGAAGACAGACUUCACGACACGCAUUUAUAAUCUGGCCGACAUAUGCUAUCAACAUAGAAUCAUAGCCUUCAAAGAGAAGGAAACACUUCAGAACAAGAUCCUAGAACUGAGGAAGUACGAUUCAGUUCCGUCCGAGGACAAGAGGUGGCAGAACCUCCUCGGUCAGAUUCAAAAGCUCGUCCGCACGCAUAUCAAUGUUGAAAAGUACAUACCGGGCAACAAUCGCAUGCCUAAAAGCCCGCUUUCGCCCGUCCAAAGCAGCUUAAAACACAACUUCCCCUUCUUUUCAAGCGGAAUCUAUAAGAGGCAGGUCAAGGGCGAGAGCAGCAACCCACUACACGACUUUCCACUGCACUCUAGGGAGCCCUUGCUCAUGGACUUAGACGUUUGGGUCAAAGACGUGAAAAAUAUCGAACAGCACUGGAAGCUUGCAAAAGGAGAAGACAUGGAGGAGUUUGCGGAUCGCCUCAAAACGCAGUCUGAGCAAUGCCGGCGACACGAAGUCUUCGAUGAGGAGACGAUGGUUUCGGUCAACAGAUUAGCCGAACAUAUUCGCAGGCGCUCACAGGGAUUCACAAGCUGA